Molecule: messenger RNA, 315 nt
Organism: Clunio marinus
Lineage: Eukaryota; Metazoa; Arthropoda; Insecta; Diptera; Chironomidae
Source: the annotation of a GenBank genome assembly
AUGUUGAAUAUGGGCGAAGCGGUGGUAAAGCAUUUAUUGACACUUACCCGUUGUAGCUGUUGUCGAUAUGCUUUCAUUUGUGUCAUGAGUCUAAAUGGCGACUUGCACUUGACUUUUACCCGAAAUUUAAUGACUUCUUUUCAAUUGAACAUUCAUAAUGUUAACAUAGAUGAGCAUGAGUUAAAGGGAAAAGUCAGAAAAGCAGAAGAGGAAAGAUAUUCCAAUUCAAAUUUCAAUUGCACACGUUUCUAUGUUGAGCUUUUUCAUCCACUUCAGCUUCAUUCCAUUCCGAAGCCGCAUUUCGCAGAAUGGUGA